AUGCUCGCUGCGGCAGAUUCUAUCGACGACGACCUACCAAUCGAAAAUUCUGAAAGUGAUCCAGUUCCAGACCCAGUUGAUUCUUUGUCGGAAAAAGUGAUGGAGCAAGCACUUGAGGGAAAGCUAGAGAUUCAGAUCACCGACGCCGUGUCAGAAAAAGAGACGAUCAAGUUCAAGAUUCAAGUCAAGAGCGACCUUCAGAGUUAUACAGAAUCGAGAGGACGCGAAUUCAAAGUUGAGAGAACGCAUCACGAGUUUUCUUGGCUGCACAGUUCUUUGAGUGAGAAUCAGAUGUACGCAGGGUAUCUCAUCCCGCCAAAGCCACAGAAACCCGACUUUUCCUCACCGAGCAAACAGCUUCACGACAUUUCUGAAAAAGAAGAAAAGCUUCCUAAAGAAGAUAUCGCUUUUCUCAAGACCGACCUAGAAGACAAGUACCUCGCCCAGUUCAAAAAAGCAGUCUCAACACAUGAAAUCUUCCUCAACAGAAUCUGCCAGCAUAAAAUUCUCAGAAACGAUCAUGAUUUACGAAUCUUCCUAACUUUCGAUGGCGAAUUGAACGUCAGAAGUAAAAACACGAAAGAGCGGCUAACUGGUUGGCUGAGAAAGGGCGAAAUGGCAAUUCAAGCUGCUUUCAACGACCGUGUCAAAGAUCCUGAUCCAUUUUUCGAGAAGAACAGAGUUUUUAUCAACGAAUACGAGCUAAGAAUCGACAAUGGAAAGAGGAAAUCAAAAGAAGUUACGAAAGAAUAUGGAUUGAUCAGCAAAGAACUCAUGGCGAUCAUGGUCGAAGUUAAAAGAAUGGCGGCGUCAGAGGCCAAAAACCCUGAAGCUCGAAAAAUCGCUUUGGAGAGAUGUCUGAAUAUCGUCUGCCGUGAUCUUCCAAAAAUUCAAAAGUGGGAAGGCAGAAUGGGCUCAGACACGGAACUGAAGCUGGUUGAUUUGAUGCGAUAUUAUGUCGCGGAAACAGAGUCUGUCAAAGAACUUCUAAUUCGUCGGCAGCAGAGUCUUGACGAUCUCGAUCGGAAAAAUCGAGAUCUUGAGGCGGCGAAGAUCAAGAAUAAGAAUGUACAGCACUUUGAAGCUCGAAAAACAGCUGCUGUGGAGCAUAAAGAUAAACUAGCAUCAGCGGGGAAAGAAGAACUCGUCAGAUUUGAGAAAAAUCGUGAAGAAGCUUUUGUCAAAAAUCUUGAAGAACAUGCAGCACUGCAGCUCAAACACUCACGCCAAAAAGUCAAUGUCUUGGAAAAUAUGAUCAAGGCACUGGAGGCAGCAGAAGGCGAACUCUAG
Messenger RNA from Oikopleura dioica, 1290 nucleotides. The record is from the annotation of a GenBank genome assembly. Lineage: Eukaryota; Metazoa; Chordata; Appendicularia; Copelata; Oikopleuridae.